GCUACCUAGAAACCUGUGACACAACUGAACAGAAACAUCCAGAAGCGAAACAUAGCAGAUACAAACACCAAUGGAAAGACCUGAGGUCGAGGAUUAAUACCUCACCAGGACAGUUGCUUGAGAGACAAUGUGGGUGCGUGUCGGACAUGUUUUCCUCCUCACUUGGACUGUGCUGAAUGUCAGAGUUCAAAGCUUAAUCUGCACCAUCAGAAUUACAGCUAUAAAAAAUAAUUACAACUGUACAGUCCACAUCAUAGCAUCCACGGUAAACAGUCAAACAGUACAAAGGUGCUGUGAGUUCAGUAAAAUAUGCAACUAUAUGAAAGACAAAGAUAAAUGUGAAACGACAUGUUCAUGUUGCGGGCCAUGUCUUUCAUGCAACUGCACAAUUAUAUAUUUGCAAAUACCCUUUUUCAAAGGUAACUACAAAUGUACAGAUGACCGGUGUUCUUCCACUACCAAGACAACAGCCACUACUACUACUACCACCUCUAUAAAAACUACCCCUAAAACUACUGCUGCUACUCUUUCUUCAACUAUUGAAACAACUCCUGUACCCUUGACCACUCCUUCCUCUCCCCCCAUUACCUCACCCCCCUCUACUACACCUUCUCCAAUCCCAUCCACCAACACCUUUACAACUCCUGUCCUUACCACUACCACAACUCUCACUACUUCAGCCCCUCCUUCAGCUACCUCUCCUGAUCAGGGAGUCAGUCUUGCUGUGGAGAUUAAUCUGACAGCCUACACUGGGAUGAAAGUCUAUGUAUCUGCAACCAAGAUCUCAUUCAACAUUGCAGAGAUUUUGAACCCUGAACUCAAGGUGAACCUGCCCCCUGACCUUCUCUCAGGGCUAAAGCGUAGACAUGCCCCUGACAUGGUUAAGUUCAUCUUCUCUGUGUUUAAAACCUCACCACCAAAUUGGACUGUAGAGGGACAACUUGGUAAGAUUCUCUUUGGUAUUGAAGUUGAGAACAUAACCAUCUCUCACCUGUCAACACCAUUCAACAUGACCUUCAAACACAAAUCUGAACUACAGGAAAAAGAGAAUACAACGUGUGUCUACCACAACCAGAGUCGAGGUGAAUGGGUCAUUGAUGGCUGCCACACCCUGAGGCUCACUAACCAGACCAUCUGUAGCUGUGACCACUUCUCCUUUUUUGCCCUCAUGAUCCCUGAUGUGAAACUGAGUGAGGUCCAUGCCAGGACGCUGAGCGUGCUCACCUGUGUGGGCGGAGCCAUCUCUGUGUUCUUCUGUACCAUCACCUUACUGACACACUGCUUUCAGCAUUCACGGAAAUCUACUGACCAUGCCAUGCUGGUUCAUCUCCAGUUGGUGGCAUCUCUGCUGUUACUCAACCUGCUGCUGUUGGCCAGUGUGGGCUUGGCCUUUGUGGGCCCUGCAUAUAUGGCCCCUGGCCUGUGUCCUGCUGUGGCCGCCCUGCUGCACUACUCACUGCUCUGCUGCUUCACCUGGAUGGGCCUGGAGGCUCUGCAUCUGUACAGGCUGCUGGUCCUGGUCUACAACACCUACAUGAGACACUAUCUGCUGAAGCUGAGCCUGCUGGGCUGGGGUGUUCCUGCUUUGGUUGUAUCCAUAGUCGCCGCUGUCAGUACAGAUUUCUAUGGGCUGAAUAACAGAAUGUGCUGGAUCAAAGACUCUGGUGUGCAGUACGGCUCUGUUGUGGCUUACCUGAUAGUGGUCCUGCUCUUCAAUAGCACCAUCUUCGUCAUCGUCAUCACAACGAUGCUCAAGCUGCGCUCUGUCACAUCGCCGCAGGGGAAGAGACAGAGCCGCAACAUCACCUGCAGCGUUCUGGGGCUGACCUGCAUCCUGGGCCUCACCUGGGGGAUGGGCUUCUUCUCCAUGGGCUACACCAACUACAUCAUCCUCUACAUCUUCACCAUCCUCAACUCACUGCAGGGGUUCUUCCUGUUCCUAUGGCUCUGUGUUAAGAGACUGCGGGGGGCAGAGCAGAGUUCCAUGACAACUGGACAGAGCUUAAGCACCCACAUUCUCUCCGUUGGAAGCGAGGUCUGGCCCUCUUCUGGAAGAACGAGGCAGUCAGUGCCUCAAGAGGGAGCAAUUGCUGACAAUACAUCUAAGUUCUGACCAAAAGCUCACUUUAGUUUGUGAUGCUUUAGCUCACUGAGCUGAAAGUAAAUCUACAAAUGGAAAUGAAGAACCGUGAA
Molecule: messenger RNA, 2193 nt
Organism: Salmo salar (Atlantic salmon)
Lineage: Eukaryota; Metazoa; Chordata; Actinopteri; Salmoniformes; Salmonidae
Source: RefSeq, a predicted model, not a curated record